CAAAAAAGCCUCUCUGUGCCCAAAUCUGCAGCCGCAGAAGCGCAAACACCACUGACAGGCGUGCAGGCAGCGCUGCGCUAUCAUCAGCCUCUCCAGGGAUCUGCGACUUCUACUGUCACUGCCACUUUUUUUUUUUUUAAAGAGAAAAUCUGAUUCGACCUGGAUAAGUUUGUCUGCUCCAGUUGUCCUCCCAGGAACGCUUCAUUUUAUUAUUAUUUUUUUACAUUCCGUCAUUGUUAGAAUAAAAUGCGCCUUGCAAGGUGUAGAAAUCCCCUUCAGGUCCGGACCAAGAUGAAGAGCCUGUGAUCUCUGGAGGAAGCAGAAGCUCAAGGGAUAUUUUUCCUUUUUUUUUUUUCAAGUAAGGGGGAUUUUUGUGAGACGUCGCAGCUUGGCUCCACUUUAAGGUGAACUUUUGUAACUCUGAGGACCUGAUCUGAGAAGUUAAAACUUUUUGGGGUAGUUUCCCCCCCAACAAGGAAGCACCCAAUGUUGCAGUCCGUGCCUUUCCUGCUGCAUGUAUCCUUACACUGGGAUUCGGUCUCCUACUUACCGCCGGAGUUGUGUGCGUAAAAAGAGUUGUGUGCGUAAAAAGACGCGCAAAGCCUGAGAGAGACACAGAGAAAGGGGCGAUCCCUCCAAGCUUUCCCGGGGCUCUGAGUGUGAGGAAGCAGGUGCAUUUCAGCCGUCUUUCUGAGAGCCAAGAUGUCCGUGCUCCCUUCAAGGUUCCUCUACCUGUGUUUACACUUUCUGGUUCUCUACUUCCAGCUGCAGGAAUCGCAGCAGAGCACUGCAGAUUUCAGGGUUUACAUUGAGAACCACACAAGGAACCCGGAUGAUCUGAGCCGAAAGCAGGUCCGGAUCUACCAGCUCUAUAGCAGGACCACAGGAAAGCACGUCCAGAUAUUGGGGAAGAAGAUCAACGCCAAUGGAGAUGAUGGGGCUCUUCUCGUUGUCGAGACGGAAACCUUCGGGAGUCACAUUCGAAUAAAAGGAAAAGAAAGUGAACAUUACAUUUGCAUGAACAAUAACGGCAAAAUUGUCGGAAGGCCCGAUGGAAGGAGGGAAGACUGCGUCUUUGUGGAGGAAUUCCUGGAGAACAACUACACAGCCCUGGUGUCUGCUAAGUACAAAGGAUGGUACCUCGGCUUCAACCGAAAGGGACGGCCCAAGAAAGGGUUCCGCACCACACAGAGGCAACAAGAAGUCCACUUCAUGAAGCGCCAUCCGAAGGGCCGAGUGGACCCGCUAGAGGAGUUCCGUUUCACCCCAGUAACUAAGCGGACACGAAGGGCUCGGCGGUUAAAACAAAACUCCAAGAGGAACUGAUGGGACCGUUGGGACAGCACUAGAUAUCCUCACAAGGGGGGGAAAAACAAACUGAAAAUCUCAAGCUUCUUAAAAGAAUCACCUUAAAGACCCAACUUCUGUAAAAGAAAGAAAAAAAAAAUGAACAAAAGAGUCAAAGAUGUUAUAUUUUUGUAUUUCAGGAUGAUAUUUCCUGACUCUUGGAUUCUCCUGGGUUGAUGUCAUUGUGCUAAAUUUUCUGUCAUGUUAUUUAUACUGGAUAAACUCAAGGACCUCUGAGAGAACUCGUGUCGCUGCUGUCCUCAGCCACGUUUGAACUGCAAGCUGAAGGCAUACUUUCUUUUUGACAAUGGGAGCUGAAGCAGGAGCUGACGCAAUGUUAUAAAAAUCAGCCAACUAGAGAUUUAUUGGAAUACCUGUCGGUUUUUGUUUGUGUUGCCCCUGACAACGCGGAUCCAAUACUUUCCACUGGAAUUAGACACCAUGGAGAUGAAACGGAGAGAGGCGGCAGGUGACACCAUGCUGCCGGGAUAACUGUGUAGCUUUGAGUGCAAUAUUUUACAAGUCUCUUGUCCUUUACUUUCUUUCCGUGUGCCUUUCAUCCCUACAAGUCGCUUGCGGCUCCUGGAAUGCGCUGAGACCUCGCAGUCCCUGGUGAGAUCUUCAUGACAUUUCCAUGCAGCCUGCGAUCCGGGCCGAAACGCAACGUGCUUUGACGAGUUCGACACCUGUUGUGAUUUUUAGCCUUGUUUAAACACUGGAAGGAAACAGUCCAAACAGACAACAGCGUAAUUCCACACUGUCUUCCAGCUUCAACACACUUGGGGAUGGUUGUUAAUCCCUUUUGUCUGUUUCUUUCAGCUCUUUGUCACAUGUGUUAAAACUGCUUCAAAUGUAGAUGCCUUUUAUUCCUAACCUGAGAGUUUGCCAGCCUUUUGGGGCUCAUGAUGACUUCCUCUACCUCUUUUGUUUAUCUGUACCUAGUCUGACUGUCUGUGUUCAGUUAAUCUCAACUUUGACCCUAAAGCCAGCUCUUGUUUUUUUUUUCACUUGAAGAUGCUUUCAGAAAGAAAAAAGCACAUCGAUCAUCCACAGACAGGUAUCUGUGUGUUAUUCUCCAACACUUUUUCAUACAACUUCAUCAGAUGAUUGAAACUACUUUUGCUAAUAUUCAGAUGACAGGAUUCAGGAAAUCCUUUUAACCGGAUUUCAUGUCUGAAUCUUAAAAAGGGAAAACUUCACUCAAUGACAAUAAACUCCAGGUUUUUUUUUUCCACCAGUAGUUUGUAUCUACCAGUCUCAUGGAGGGUCUUUUUGUAUGACCUACUACUAACAACAUGACACAUUUAUGUUUUUUUUUUAAACAAAUCUAAGCAAAAAAUAAUUUUAUGACUAUUAUUAAGAUAUUUAUUGUCUCCCUUUGUAAAUAAAAUGUGAGUUUUAUUUGGCCUCUUUUAAUAAAAUGAGGACUAUAUUUAAAAAAGUUUGUGUUUAUUAUAGAAACAUUUUUUUGUGUCUGGGUUUUGAAAAUUUGCCUGCCGAAUAUGACAGUCUUUGAAAGAUGAAUGCUUCAGGUAGUUGGUUCAACAUAGCGUACAUUCCCUUCUCCACAUACUGCCAAGGUAUGCAUUUUUAUAUACAAACUCAGGAGUGUGAGGACUACUUUUAAGGUCAUCGCUUUAAAAAGACCUAUUGCAACAACUCUGAAGGAUUUUUAUAUCACUAUGAAAGCAAAUCUGGUCUCUCCUGCAGCACUGAUACAGUUAUCUCUGCAAAAGCCAUCAUUGGAUUAUAAAGUAGUAUUUUUGUGCAUAGCUGUGAUUAAAAGUAGUGAAUGGCAGCAAAAAAAAGCAAAGUGAUAAAUAUAUUUUUCCCUGUUAAGAUCUUGAAGCCAGUAGCAGCUAGAAUAUGACUUUGAUCUACAUGCUAUCUCCUCUAACUCUAUAAACUGACACUAUAGUGGAGAUUUUUCCAUGUUUUUAAAGUGCUAAAUGAAAGCAGAAUAGCACAUCUCAUAAUCCUGUGUGCAGGAAUGAUGUUUACAGUUACUGUCAGACUGAAAGAUGGAGGCUUUGAAGGGGGAAAAAUACUUGUGUUUAAAUUCCUUGCGAUCUUAUCAGGGCCCCCCUCCUUCACUCCACUCUGGUAGUCACCUCCAGCAGAUCCAGAGAUUCCCCAUUCUGUCAUGGGAUUUCAAAUGUCUGACCUGCUUUUAAAGGUGGAAACAGAGUGCUCGACGUGUGACCCGGUGAUGCACCAUUAACGUAAUGGAUCCGCACUGAAGACUCUUUGUCUUCAGGGGUUUGCUGUAAGAGGGCUGGGGGAUUUUGAAGAAUGUUUCUUGUAUUCUAAACUUCACUUGAUGUCAUUUGUUCAUUUUCUACCUUUGCAUGAGAAGAAAUUCAAAUAAAAAACUAGCAGGGGCAUUUUCAUACAGUUUUGUAACAAGUUGCCAUUUUGGAAGGCACUCAUGAGGUUCAGGUUGAAUACAGACCCUGAAAACCAAGGCAACACUACAGGUGUUUUGAUUGAGGGAAGGUUACAUAUCAAUGUAAAAAACACUGGUCAUCUUUAGAAUAUUUUGAACCAACUAAUCUGUAAAAUCUCCUUUUCACAUGCUUGUGUACCUGAUUAGAUAAAACAUGCUUUUUCAUCCUCCUAAAGAACCUAGUUUGAUGUUUUAAUCCUAAAUAUAUUGGCAUCAU
Molecule: messenger RNA, 4010 nt
Organism: Cyprinodon variegatus (sheepshead minnow)
Lineage: Eukaryota; Metazoa; Chordata; Actinopteri; Cyprinodontiformes; Cyprinodontidae
Gene: fgf24
Product: fibroblast growth factor 18-like
Exons: 5
Coding region: 703-1326 (207 amino acids)
Biological process (GO): fibroblast growth factor receptor signaling pathway; positive regulation of protein phosphorylation; positive regulation of cell population proliferation
Cellular component (GO): cytoplasm
Molecular function (GO): type 2 fibroblast growth factor receptor binding; growth factor activity; type 1 fibroblast growth factor receptor binding
Source: RefSeq, a predicted model, not a curated record